Messenger RNA from Rhodofomes roseus, 1701 nucleotides. Its product is annotated as monooxygenase. Lineage: Eukaryota; Fungi; Basidiomycota; Agaricomycetes; Polyporales; Fomitopsidaceae. Bases 1 to 1701 code for a protein of 566 amino acids. The record is from RefSeq and is a predicted model, not a curated record. The transcript is spliced from 10 exons. Gene Ontology annotation, molecular function: FAD binding.
AUGCCUGAUAGCUCAAUCAUCCCUGUGCUGAUAGUUGGGGCUGGGCCCGUAGGCCUCAUUGCUGCACUCACGCUUCGCAAGAACGGUGUACCUGUGCGUAUCAUUGAGAAAGAUUCAAGGGUGCAUGUUGGGCAGCGCGGCGCGGCAAUCAUGCCUCGUACUCAGGAGAUCUACAAGUCCUUGGGAAUUCUGGAUGAUAUACACGCGAAGGCUACGCCAAUGAAUCAAGUGCGAAUGUAUAGGCUGCCAGAUGGUGUUGAACCUCUCACGACGUUCGUGGUGGAACCAGGGGCGGAACCUAGCCCCGCCAGGCCUUAUAGAAACACGUCUAUGUUGGGCCAAGACCACACGGAAGAGAUCUUGCGGACACACAUCGGACGCUAUGAUUGUCAAGUGGAAUUUGGGACCGCCCUAGCCGGCUUCCGGCCGGAGGAUGGCUACGUCCUAGCACACGUUGUCAAGAUGGUCGGUGAUAAGGAAAUACUCGAGAUUAUCAAAUGCCGCUGGCUCAUUGGCACUGAUGGGGCCAGAGGAAUCGUCAGGAAGCAGCUCGGUCUUGCCUUCAACGGCGAAACGCUAGGAGCGACCCACCACAUGGUCAUCGGAGACAUUGAAAUGAAAGGACUCGACAAUAAAUACUGGCAUUACUGGGGGGAUAUGAGCACCAUCAUGGUCAUGCUCCGUGCGACUGAGGACGACGGCAUCUAUUUCCUAUUCAUAGGAGGUCAUAUUGACCAUGCGAAGGUCGUCGCGGAGCGGGCGGAACUGGAGAGAGUCAUCAGGAUCGGUACCGGUCGCACGGACAUUCAGUUGGGGAAGGUUCGCUACGUCGCGCAAUACAGGCCCCAUGUUCGAAUGGCCGUGAACUUCGGCAAAGGCCGGGUCCUUAUUGCUGGUGACGCCGCGCAUAUCCACAGCCCUUUUGGCGGACAAGGGCUCAAUUCAGGUGUUCAGGACGCUGUGAACCUCGCGUGGAAACUCUCCCUGGUCGAGAAAGGUGUUGCAGCCCCUUUACUGCUCGAUACUUACGCGGAGGAGCGUAUCCCAGUCAUCGCAGAGAUGCUCAAGGCAACCACAAAGCUGUUUGACUCCGCCAUGCACGUCAAAGCAUGGGAUAGCGCAAACACCGAGAAAGCGUGGCGUCGGGGCGGAGAGCUACACAUGUUCGGCGUAAACUACCGCUGGAGCUCAAUCGUGGUCGACGAGCGCACGCCAAAGGAGGAGAUACCUGUCGACCCGUACGGUGUGUCGUACUCGGCCACGGACAUCGUGCGGGCGGGUGAUCGUGCUCCCAACGCGCCUGGCCUUAUCAUACUCGAUUCCACUGGCGGGCAACAGAGGACAACGGCGACGUCGCUGUUCGACAUAUUCGGACCAUCCUAUCAUACUGUCAUGGUCUUUUGCGACGGGACAGACAAGCCAGACCAAAUCUGGUCGUGCUUGGGGGCAUAUCCUUUGGAGAUCCUGCGCAAAGUGUUGGUCUGCGCCCGGUCUGACGACACGCGUUCUUGGGCAAAUAUCGUGAACGCUGAUGUGGCCGUGGUCGACCGAGACGCGCACGUACACGCGGGAUACCAGGUACAGGAGGAUGAACUCGUAGUAAUCAUUGUUCGACCAGACGGCAUGAUAGGAGGGAUAGUCCGCAGUGCGCACGGAGUGAAACAGUACUUCGACGGAGUCUUCGGUGCGUUCUCAGGCUGA